UGGAAUCUGAAGUGGGGAAGCCAGAGCGUGAAGAGGGGACACAGGGACCUGGAAUGGGGAGGCUGGAACGUGAAGGGGGGAUGGUAAGGAGGGAAUUGGGGACAGCAGGAGGUGAAGAGGGGACACAGGGACCUGGAAUGGGGUCAUGGGGACCCGGAAGGGGGACAGCGAGACAUGAAGAGUUGGGAUGGGAACAGGGGAUGCUGGAAGCUGCAGGGGGGACAGCGGGACGCAAAAGGGUGGCAGCGAGGCGGAAGAGGGGGACAGCAGGGCACGAAGAGGGGACAAAAGGACCCGAAACGGGGACAGUGGGAUGUGAAGAAAGGACAGCAGGACCUGAAAUGGAGACAGCGAGACCCACAGCGGCGUCUCGGGGUCGGAAGAGGGGAACGCGGUGCGAAAGGGGGACGUCAGGACACGGAGAGGAGGCGGUGGGGUCGGAAGAAGAGAUGGCAGGAGAUGAGAAAGGGACAGCAGGACCCAAAGGUGACGUGGGACCCAAAGGGACAGCGGGACCCAAAGGUGACGCAGGACCCAAAGGGACAGCGGGACCCAAAGGUGACGUGGGACCCAAAGGGACAGCGGGACCCAAAGGUGACGCAGGACCCAAAGGUGACGUGGGACCCAAAGGUGACGCAGGACCCAAAGGUGACGUGGGACCCAAAGGUGACGUGGGACCCAAAGGGCCAGCGGGACCCAAAGGUGAUGCAGGACGGCGGCGCGGCCGUGGGCCGAAGGAUGGAGCUGCAGCAAAGCCCAGAGCUGCCCGCAGGAAGAGGCCGGGCCCAGGGGAUGGCGAAGAGGAACCUGCAGCUGCACCAAAGCGGAGGAGGAGGGCGCCGUCUCCAUCCGAAAACCUUCUGGGUGACUUUGAGGAGGAGAAGCCCGGGGCGGUCGGCAAAGCGCUCCCUGCCAGGGCUCCUCGACGACCCCAGGGCAACUUUGUGAGGCUCAACCUGAAGAGCAGAUCCCACGUGCGGGGCGCCGCGCUGCGGGGAAGGCAGCUCCGCAAGCAGGUGUGGAAGGAGAAGUGGCAGAAGAAGGCGGCGCGGUUCGGAGGCGGCAGGGCCGUGGGUCGCAGCUCGGAUGUUUGCUUCAAGUGCGGCGCGGCCGGGCACUGGGCAGCGGCGUGCAGGGGGGCAGGCUCCUCUGCCCACGCAGCUCCUCCAGCAGAACCCAUCCGUCCCAGCGCUGAAGAAGAAGAGGAGGAUGAGGAUCCCCUGCCCACGCUGGAAGAGGUGGCCCGCCGGACCAACACCAUUUACCAGGAGCUCCCCGCAUCCAGCAGUGACCAGGACGGAGCCGAGCUCACGGAGCCAACUCCAUACCUGGACGUGCAGCGCCCACCCUACGAGCCCCCCACACCUCCAGCACCCGUGGAGCCCCUCUACAGCUUGGGGCCGGAUGGGAAGCCGCGAGAGACCCCCAGGGAGGUGCUGGACGCGCUCUCUGAGUUGGGCUACAGCUCCUUUCGGCCUGGCCAGGAGGUGGCCAUCAUGAGGAUCCUCUCAGGGCUCUCCACGCUGGUCGUGCUCCCCACGGGGAUGGGGAAAUCGCUGUGCUAUCAGCUGCCUGCCUUCCUGUACCACAAACGCUCGCGGAGCAUCGCGCUGGUGGUUUCCCCGUUGGUGUCGCUGAUGGAUGACCAGGUCUCCGGCCUCCCCCCGUGCCUCCGCGCCGUCUGCGUUCACUCGCACCUGAGCCGUGCGCAGCGGGACGCGGCCCUGCGCCGGGUGCAGGAAGGCUCUGCUCAGGUGCUGCUGCUUUCCCCCGAAGCCCUGGUGGGCGCCGGCUCCUCGGGCUCCUGCUGCCUGCCCCCGGCCCACCAGCUGCCCCCCGUGGCCUUCGCCUGCAUCGACGAGGCGCACUGCGUCUCCGAGUGGUCGCACAACUUCCGUCCCAGCUACCUGCGGCUCUGCAAGGUUCUCCGGGGCCGUCUGGGCGUCCGCUGUUUCCUGGCUCUGACGGCCACAGCUACGGUGGCGACGGCGCGGGACGUGGCGGCACAGCUGGGCAUCCCGCAGCAGGACGGCAUCGCCGUGCGCAGCGCCGCCGUGCCACACAACCUGCGGCUCUCCGUGUCUGUGGAGCGGGACCGGGACCGGGCUCUCGUUGAGCUGCUGCGCAGCGAGCGCUACGCCGCGCUGCGCUCCAUCAUCGUGUACUGCACGCGUCGGGAGGACACGGCCCGCGUCGCCGCGCUGCUCCGCACCUGUCUGCAGGACGAGCUGCUCACCAGCGCCACGCCAGGACCCCAGGGCGGCCGCCGCCUCCCAGCAGACGCGAUUGCAGCUGCGUACCACGCCGGGCUGUCGGCGGCCGAGCGGCGCCGCGUCCAAUCGGCCUUCAUGAGCGGCCGCCUCCGCGUGGUUGUGGCCACGGUGGCUUUUGGGAUGGGUUUGGACAAAGCGGACGUCCGUGCUGUGCUGCAUUACAACAUGCCCAGGAAUUUUGAGAGUUACGUGCAGGAAAUCGGCCGAGCAGGGAGGGAUGGAGAGCCGGCGUGGUGUCACCUCUUCCUGGACCCCGAGGGCUCCGACCGGCUCGAGCUGCGGCGCCACAUCUUCGCCGACGCCGUGGACUUUUUCACCAUCAAGAAAUUGGUGCAGGCCGUCUUCCCGCCCUGCAAAUGCCGGGAGCUGCACCGGCGCCGCUGCGCCCUCAGCAGGGGAGCGGAGGUGAGCGACCAAGAGAUGGCGGCCAUGGAGGUGGAGGAGGACGGCGGGGCGUCGGAGGGGGGCGGGGAGCAGCAGCGCCUGUGCUACAAACACGAGCGGGCCAUCGAUGUGCAGGGCAUCGUCAGUGAGAUGGACCUGAGGGAGGAGGCCAUUGAGACCCUGCUGUGUUACCUGGAGCUGCACCCGCAGCGCUGGCUGGAGCUGCUGCCCCACACCUAUGGGGUUUGCACCGUGCGCUGCUAUGGGGGGCCCAGAGAGCUGCGAGCUGCUGCACAGAGCUGCCCCCCGCUGGCCGUGGCUUUGGCUCUCAGGCGCCUGAACUCUGCUGCCCCCCCCCUGGAUUCCUCCAGCCUUCGCUUCGACGUCGUCUCGCUCAGUGACUCCAUGGGCUGGGAGCUGCCCUUGGUCAAAAGGGCCCUGAGGCAGCUGCAGGGCGAGCGGCGCCCCGGGACGGCAAUGGCGCCAUCCCCACGCGGCUCCGUUUCGGUUCAAUUCUCGGAGCUCUGUUUCCACCUCCGCUCCUUCGGGGAUCUGAGCCACGCCGAGCUGGACGCCGUCUGCCACUUCCUGCAGCGCCGCCUGGAGGAACGACAGCAGGGGGCGCUGCGGCAGCUCCGAGCCUGCAGGGCGGCUUUCCGCAGCGUUGCCUUCCAGAGCUGCUGCCCGCAGCCCCACCAGGAGGAGGAGGAGGAGCGGAGCCGCAGGCUGAAGGCUGUGCUGCAGGGCUACUUUGAGCAGGAGAGCCGAGGCCUCGGGGACGACGAGGAGGAUGAGGAUGAAGGCCUCACCGCUGAUGAUGUGAGCGCGGCCCCUCCAUGGCGGCCGCCAUCUUGGCCACAAUGGCGUCUCUGUGCCUUCACAUGAGGGCAGAGCUCCGCGGCCCGGCCUCCCUGCGGCUGCUCUGCUUCCUCCCCAUCCCAGUCCUCCCAGAACGUCCCAGUCCAUCCCAGUCUGCCCCAAUCAAUCCCAGUCCAUCCCAGUCCAUCCCAGUCUGUCCCAGUCCAUCCCAGUCAGCCCCAGUCCAUCCCAGUCCAUCCCAGUCCGUCCCAGUCCGUCCCAGUCCACCCCAGUCCAUCCCAGUCCCUCCCAGAACGUCCCAGUCCAUCCCAGUCUGCCCCAAUCAAUCCCAGUCCACCCCAGUCCGUCCCAGUCCAACCCAGUCCAUCCCAGUCCAUCCCAGUCCGUCCCAGUCAGCCCCAGUCCGUCCCAGUCCGUCCCACUCAGCCCCAAUCAAUCCCAGUCCAUCCCAGUUUGUCCCAGUCCAUCCCAGUCCAUCCCAGUCUGCCCCAGUCCACCCCAGUCCAACCCAGUCCGUCCCAGUCAGCCCCAGUCCGUCCCAGUCCAUCCCAGUCCG
Molecule: messenger RNA, 4032 nt
Organism: Lagopus muta (rock ptarmigan)
Lineage: Eukaryota; Metazoa; Chordata; Aves; Galliformes; Phasianidae
Product: ATP-dependent DNA helicase Q4-like
Exons: 17
Coding region: 54-3542 (1162 amino acids)
Biological process (GO): double-strand break repair via homologous recombination; telomere maintenance
Cellular component (GO): cytoplasm; chromosome; nucleus
Molecular function (GO): nucleic acid binding; 3'-5' DNA helicase activity; ATP binding
Source: RefSeq, a predicted model, not a curated record